Messenger RNA from Vigna unguiculata (cowpea), 1044 nucleotides. RefSeq names its product protein FAR1-RELATED SEQUENCE 5 pseudogene. The record is from RefSeq and is a predicted model, not a curated record. NCBI's taxonomy places the organism in Eukaryota, Viridiplantae, Streptophyta, Magnoliopsida, Fabales, Fabaceae.
AUGCAUGCUAGGCAAACUGUUGACAUCAACGACGAAGCCGGUGUUAGGAUCAACAAAAGUUUUCGAUCACUGGUUUGUGAGGCCGGUGGAUAUGAUAACAUAAGCUUCAUUGAGCGGGAUGUUCGCAACUACAUUGGUAAACAAAGAAAGUCACUGUGCAAGGAUGGGGAUGGACAAGCGUUGAUUCGACACUUCUCACAGAUGAGAGAAUUGAACAACAACUUCUUCUUCGAUAUAGACAUGGACGAAAAUAACAGAAUAUGCAAUGUUUUUUGGGCCGACGCAAGGAGUAGAGCGGCAUGUCAAGAUUUUGGUGAUGUGGUGUCAUUUGACACAACCUACUUAACAAACAAAUAUGACAUGCCAUUUGCGCCUUUCGUGGGAGUCAAUCAUCAUGGGCAGUCAAUUUUGUUAGGUUGCGGCCUUGUUUCUUGUGAGGACACAAGUACGAUUGUGUGGCUUUUUAAGUGUUGGCAUCGAUGUAUGUCCAACGUCGAACCUGAUGGUAUCGUUACUGACCAGUGUAAGGCAAUGAUGAACACAAUUAAAGUGGUAUUUCCAAACACAAAACAUAGGUGGUGCUUAUGGCACAUCAUGAAAAAGGUUCCUAAGAAAUUGCAAGGGUACACAAACUACAAACCUAUGAAGACGGAAUUGAAGAAACUUGUGUACGAUUCCAUCUGUGUUAAUGACUUUGAGUUAGGGUGGGUGGAUUUUAUUACCAAGUAUGACUUGAAUGCAAAUGAAUGGUUGUGUACGUUGUAUGAUGAGAGACAUCGUUGGGUUCCUUGCUAUUUGAAAAGUCAUUUCUGGGCUGGAAUGUCAACUACACAAAGGAGUGAAGGCAUGAAUGCAUUUUUUGAUGGAUUCAUCAAUUCUAGCACAACCUUGCAAAAAUUUAUCGCACAGUACGACAAUGAAUUAAGGCAAAAGGCAAAAAAGGAGUUUGAAGCGGACUUCGCAUCUGCGAAUACAACUGUUGCAUGUGGAUUUCAAUCACCAAUUGAAAGACAAUUUCAAUUAGAAUACACACGCCAAAUUUAG